Molecule: messenger RNA, 3242 nt
Organism: Megalops cyprinoides (Indo-Pacific tarpon)
Lineage: Eukaryota; Metazoa; Chordata; Actinopteri; Elopiformes; Megalopidae
Gene: man2b2
Product: mannosidase, alpha, class 2B, member 2
Exons: 19
Coding region: 41-3076 (1011 amino acids)
Biological process (GO): mannose metabolic process
Cellular component (GO): lysosome
Molecular function (GO): carbohydrate binding; alpha-mannosidase activity
Source: RefSeq, a predicted model, not a curated record
AGUUGGAAUGAUCAGAAACGGCGAUCCGCAGAGCUAAGAAAUGAUCAUAUUUUGUGCAUGCCUCCUCGUUUUACAAGUAGUGUUAGGUGCGGACAAGAAUGGAACGGACAAAAUCCAGACGUUUGUUAUCCCUCACAGUCAUAUGGAUGUGGGCUGGGUAUACACAGUUCAGGAGAGCAUGCACGCGUAUGCCGGGAACGUGUACACCACCGUGGUCGAGGAGCUGAGCAAGGAGACGCACCGCAAGUUCAUCGCUGUGGAGCAGGAGUUCUUCCGCCUGUGGUGGGACUCUGUAGCCACGGACAAGAACAAGAAGCAGGUGAGACAGCUGCUCAAAGAGGGACGCCUGGAGUUCAUCAUCGGGGGUCAGGUGAUGCACGAUGAAGCCGUGACAGAUCUGGAGGAUGAGAUACUGCAGCUGACAGAGGGCCACGGUUUCCUGUACGAGACGUUUGGAGUUCGGCCUCAGUUCUCAUGGCACGUGGAUCCGUUCGGAGCCUCCGCAACCACGCCCGUCCUGUUCGCCCUGGCGGGAUUCAACGCUCACCUCAUCUCGCGCAUCGAUUACGACCUCAAAGAUGGCAUGCAGAAGGACCAGAGGCUGCAGUUUGUGUGGAGAGGAUCACCCUCAUUAGGGGAACAGCAGGAGAUCUUUACUCAUACAAUGGACCAGUUCAGCUACUGCACUCCCUCUCACCUGCCCUUCUCCAACAGGUCUGGGUUUUAUUGGAAUGGUGUGGCCUUGUUUCCUGACCCCCCCAAAGAUGGCGUGUACCCCAACAUGAGCCUUCCUGUCACGAAAGACACCUUGCACGCCUAUGCUCAGACCAUGGUGGACAACAUCCAGCAGAGGGCAGCAUGGUUCAGAACCAAGCAUGUGCUGUGGCCCUGGGGCUGUGACAAGCAGUUCUACAACUCAUCCGUGCAGUUCAAGAACAUGGACCCACUGCUGAAUUACAUCAACCAGCACAGUGAGGAGUUUGGAGUGACGGUGCAGUACGCCACCCUCAGCGAAUACUUCCAGGCUAUCCACCAAUCAGAUCUCUCCUGGGAGGUGAGGGGAAGCCAGGACUUCCUCCCUUAUUCCACUGAACCAUUUCAGGCAUGGACUGGGUUCUAUACCUCCCGGAAUGUUCUGAAGGGCGUGGCUCGUCGGGCAAGUUCCCGGCUGCAAGCUGCGGAGUCUCUCUUCGCGCGGUACUGUGCCAGUAACCCCGACGGUCCUGUCCCCAAGGAGUGGGCGCUUGAGAAGCUGAGGGCACUUCGCUGGGCUGUCUCUGAGGUUCAACACCAUGAUGGUAUCACAGGCACAGAGUCACCCAAGGUGGCUGACAUGUACCUGCAGCACCUCACCCAGGGCAUGAUGGGAGUGGAGGAACUCCUGGCUGUGCUGUUCUUACUUCCACGGACUCUUGACCCCCCUGCCGUCCUCUACGGACAGGACAUGAGGAAAACAGACUCUUCCCAGGACCCCGAGCAGCACAUCAUUGUUUACAACCCCCUGGCCUGGAACAUCACCACGCUCAUCAACGUCACGGUAACAUUCCCCAUGGCAUCCGUUUACGAUGAAGAUGGACAUCCAGUUCCUGCACAGAUCCAGAGGUCGGCAGAGUCCGUCUCCUCCUACGACCUGUUCAUCGUCACAGCGCUGCGGGGACUCCAUUACAGGAAAUACGUCAUCAGGCUGUCUGAGUCACCGUGCCGGGAGAAAACCACGUGCGGGUCCACGUACGCCGCGAAGGUGGUGACGUUCGAGCGGCAGACGGUGAACCCGUCCAAAAGGAGCGGGCGGAGACGUCUCCCCGUGGUGAACGACUGCUACAAGCUGAUGUUCGACCAGGACACAAACCUGCUGCACAGCAUUACGGACAGGGAGAAGAAGAUGACUGUUAGGGCAACCCAGGAUUUCAGGGAAUACCACAGUAAUGGAGAUGUCGAUGCGGGACCGAUCUCAGACAACUAUAUAUUCAGCGCCAACGGGUCAGCCAUACCUGCGUACCAAUCCGUCGGAAUGGAGAUUGUCCCAGGAAAGGUGGUGACUGAGAUCAGACAGUACUUCUACAGAGAAGGGAGUGAUAAGGACUAUGCGUACGCCAUAUACACCAGAGUGCCAGAGGGCUUUGAGGGCCUCGUGCCGUGCCACCGGAUCGAGCAGAGCUACAGAGUGGGCCCCCUGCUGGUGAACCAGGAGGCGGUCCUCAUGACCAGCACUAGCCUGCGCAACAACAGGACCAUCUUCACAGACAACAAUGGCUACCAGAUGCUGAGGAGACCGUACAGGAACUUUACCAACAACUCAGUGGCCAGAAACUACUACCCCAUGGUGAGGGCAGCGUAUAUGGAGGAUGAUACGACCAGACUGGGCUUCCUGAGUGAAAGAGCACACGGCGUGUCCAGCCAGGACCAGGGUCAACUGGAGGUGAUGCUUCACCGACGUCUGUGGAACAACCAGGAGUGGAAUUUGGGGUAUAACCUGACCCUGAAUGAUACCUCAGUGGUGCGCCCCGUCCUGUGGAUGAUCCUGGGGUCCCAGACCACCACUGCUUCACUGUACCAGAGGGAGGUGCUGGAGCUCCAGCACCGGCCUGUGGUUAUGCUCAUGGACAUGCCCCAGAAAGCCUGGAGGGCACAAGAAUCCCAAAAUGGAGCCCCAGUCAACCCCGUGGUGCUGCCCCCUAACCUUCACCUGCUCACGCUGAGUGUCCCGGGCUGGGGGUACAGCUCCAAUCACACCCAGAACCUAUGGGACAUCCAGAGAGACACAAAAGGUGGACCAGACUUUGAUCGGGUUCUUCUGAGGAUCAUGCACCUGUAUGAGGUGGGAGAAGACCCAGUACUGUCCAAACCUGCGACCAUAAACCUGAAGGAAGUCCUGCAGGAUUUGGGCGAGUUGAGGCUGGUGGAGGAGCGUUCUCUCACAGGAACCUGGGAUAUCUCUGAGCUCCAGAGGUGGAAGUGGAGGACUGUGCAGGGCACAAAUCCAGAGGGAGGACGCUCUCGUGCUGGAAGAACACAGGACUUCAGCAUGACCAUAUCGCCCAAGGAAAUCAGAACCUUCUUCCUGCACUUCACAUAAGUCACCUGACUGCCAAAUUCAUCUUCUGUGAAGAUAACCACAACAAUAUUUCCUUGUAAGCACAGGCCAAAAAAAAAAAACAGUUGCCAUUUUUAAAGGAAUUGAGAUUUUCGAUCUUAUGAGAAACCAUGCAACUUGUAAAUAUUGCUGUCAAAUAAAGGUGUCA